AUGGUGAGUCGAACACCCUCAGAGAACAUCAGUCGAACAGCAUCAGAGAACGUCAAUUGUACAGCCUCAGAGAACAUCAAUCGUACAGCCUCAGAGAACAUCAAUCGUACAGCCUCAGAGAACAUCAAUCGUACAGCCUCAGAGAACAUCAAUCGUACAGCCUCAAAGAACAUCAAUCGUACAGCCUCAGAGAACAUCAAUCGUACAGCCUCAGAGAACAUCAAUCGUACAGCCUCAGAGAACAUCAAUCGUACAGCCUCAGAGAACAUCAAUCGUACAGCCUCAGAGAACAUCAAUCGUACAGCCUCAGAGAACAUCAAUCGUACAGCCUCAGAGAACAUCAAUCGUACAGCCUCAGAGAACAUCAAUCGUACAGCCUCAGAACAUCAAUCGUACAGCCUCAGAGAACAUCAAUCGUACAGCCUCAGAGAACAUCAAUCGUACAGCCUCAGAGAACAUCAAUCGUACACAGCCUCAGAGAACAUCAAUCGUACAUCCUCCAAGAACAUCAAUCGUACAGCCUCAGAGAACAUCAAUCGUACAGCCUCAGAGAACAUCAAUCGUACAGAACAUCAGAGAACAUCAAUCGUACAGCCUCAGAGAACAUCAAUCGUAGCCUCAGAGCCUCAGAGAACAUCAAUCGCCCAGAGAACAUCACAGCCUCAGAGAACAUCAAUCGUACAGCCUCAGAGAACAUCAAUCGUACAGCCAGAGAACAUCAAUCGUACAGCCUCAGAGAACAUCAAUCCAGAGAACAUCAACAGCCUCAAAGAACAUCAAUCGUACAGCCUCCAGAGAACAUCAAUCGUACAGAACCUCAAAGAACAUCAAUCGUACCUCAAGAGAACAUCAAUCCAGCCUCAGAGAACAUCAAUCGUGCGUACAGCAACCUCAGAGAACAUCAAUCGUACAGCCUCAGAGAACAUCAAUCGUACAGCCUCAGAGAACAUCAAUCUUAGAGAACAUCAAUACAGCCUCAGAGAACAUCAAUCGUACAGUACAGCCUCAGAGAACAUCAAUCGUACAGCCUCAGAGAACAUCAAUCAGAACAUCAAUCGUACAGCCUCAGAGAACAUCAAUCGUACAGCCUCAGAGAACAUCAAUCGUACAGCAUCAAUCUCAGAAAACAUCAAUCGUACAGCCUCAGAGAACAUCAAUCGUACAGCCUCAGAGAACAUCAAUCGUACACCUCAAAGAACAUCAAGGCACAGCCCCUCAGAGAACAUCAAUCCCUCAGAGAACAUCAAUCGAACCAUCAAUCAGCCCCAGAGAACAUCAAUCGUACAGCCUCAGAGAACAUCAAUCGUACAGCCUCAGAGAACAGAGAACAUCAAUCGUACAGAGCCUCAGGAGAACAUCAAUCGUACAGUACGCAAUAGAGAACAUCAAUCGUACAGCCUCCAGAGAACAUCAAUCGUACGGUCUCAGAGCAUCAAUCUAUUGCAGCCUCCAGAGAACAUCAAUCGUGCAGCCUCAGAGAACAUCAAUCGUACAGAACAUCAAUCAGAGAACAUCAAUCCAGAACAUCAAUCGUACAGCCUCAGAGAACAUCAAUCGUGCAUCCUCAGAGAACAUCAAUCGCACAGCCUCAGAGAACAUCAAUCGCAAGGCCUUAGAGAACACUUAAUCGUACAGCCUCAGAGAAACAUCCUGUACAGCCUUAGAGAACAUCAAUCCCUCAGAGAGAACAUCAAUCAAUCAGCCUCAGAGAACAUCAAUCGUACGGCCUCCAGAGAACGCAUCAAUCUACAGUCUCAGAGAACAUCAAUCGUACAGCAGCUCAGAAGAACAUCAAUCACAGCCAGAGAACAUCAAUCGUACAGCCUCAGAGAACAUCAAUCGUACAGCCUCAGAGAACAUCAAUCGUGCACCUCAGAGAACAUCAAUCGUACAGCCUCAGAGAACAUCAAUCGUACAGCCUCAGAGAACAUCAAUCGUACAGCCUCAGAGAACAUCAAUCGUACAGCCUCAGAGAACAUCAAUCGUACAGCCUCAGAGAACAUCAAUCGUACAGCCUCAGAGAACAUCAGUUGGGGAACAUUUGAGAAGGUCAGCCUUGUUGUGGAUGGCUGGUCCCGUCCACUAACACGGGACCUCAGCUACACAUGGGGACAACACGGCCAGUACUUCUCCCUACCUUCUAUCACGUCCCCGACCUUAAUAUCAAGGACGCCCACUCUGAUGUUUGGUCGACUGGGGACCCACCUACUCACAGGAUGGCCGAGGGACUUAACCACCAACCGUUGA
Homarus americanus (American lobster) is the source of this 2247-nucleotide messenger RNA. RefSeq names its product metacaspase-2-like. NCBI's taxonomy places the organism in Eukaryota, Metazoa, Arthropoda, Malacostraca, Decapoda, Nephropidae. The record is from RefSeq and is a predicted model, not a curated record. Bases 1 to 2247 code for a protein of 748 amino acids. The transcript is spliced from 5 exons.